This is a messenger RNA of Tetranychus urticae (two-spotted spider mite), 2658 nucleotides long. RefSeq lists its product as uncharacterized. Lineage: Eukaryota; Metazoa; Arthropoda; Arachnida; Trombidiformes; Tetranychidae. Gene Ontology annotation, molecular function: transmembrane transporter activity. Gene Ontology annotation, cellular component: membrane. The record is from RefSeq and is a predicted model, not a curated record. Gene Ontology annotation, biological process: transmembrane transport.
GUUUUCUCUAUUCAGUGAAAUCUUUUGCUCUUGCUAAUCAAAUUUUUGUGAUUAUCGAGUAAUGAGUAAUUAUCGAGCGAUAAAUUUGAUUGCAUAUUGAAUUAAUUUUACCUUUUUCAAAUCUUCUACCGUAAUUUUUGUGAGAUCAAAGAGGGCGUCUUUUGGUACAUCUGUGCUUGAUUAUUUUGCAGUUUAUGCGAACCGAUAAGCCUAUCGAAUGGUCUGGGAAUGUCUUUAUUUUGCGCGUAAACAAUGAACUUACGAAAUAAUAUUUGUAAUCUUUUGAUUGUUCAAAAAUCUGAUGCAUAAAUAGUGAAGUUUAUCCAAUGAGAAUUUCAAUUUAUGCCAGUUUAUUUUUCGUGAUACACAAGUGUUUGACAACAAUAUUCAACAUUGUGUUAAUAGUGAAUAACGUUUUCACAGUCGAUUCCAAUCAAAGUGCUCAAAAUGGCUAAAAUCACUUCCAAAGAGGUUUGGGAACUUUCUAAACUUUUAAGAAUCGAUGUUUUCUUCUUUUUAGCAAUUUUGAGUAGUUCAUUGCCUGGAAUUGCUCUCAACCAACUGAUGCAGGAUAAAUAUUGUAUCAACAAAUAUUCGCAAAAUGAAAGUGUCUGUUUAAAUUUGGAAACUGCUGGACCUGAAUUUGAUGCAGUCAAGAAUGGUGUAUUGAAAGACACAACGACACUUAAAAUGAAUAUCACUCUAAUGACAACAAUACCAGCGAUACUUUUAUCACUCAUUUUGGGUUAUUGGAUGGAUAAAUAUCCUGGUCAUCUACGAUAUCUUCUUGGUGUUGCACCUUUAGCGAAAAUCUGUCAACACGUCAUGAUUAUACAUCAAUGUUUACACUUUGAAAUGGUCGCUGACUCGUUAUUAUGGGCACAUUUGGUUCCAGUGCUCACCGGCAGCGGAAUUAUUGUCACAAUAGGAACCUAUACUUAUGUAACAAGAAAGACACCAGCCAAGUUUCGAGCUGUUAGGUUUACAAUACUCGAAAUUGGCUUAUUUGCAACCAUGCCUAUUGCAAACCUUUUGGGUGGAGGUUUACUCGCAUCUAAACCAUGGUUCCCGAAUCAGCAUCGUAACUACAUUGGAGUUUAUAUCAUUUCAUCUGUAUUUGGGGUUAUUGCGGCUAUUUGGGUUAUGGUGUUUUUAUAUGACGCUGCUGACGAGCAGGUUAAAACAGAUGAAUCUCAAGCAAAUGGUGAUGCUUCAAGUUUUGAAAAUAAUGAAAAUAAAAAUAAAACAGUGAAACAAAUAAUUUACGAUAUAAUCAAACCAGAAAAUAUCCUUCAUGCAAGUCGCACAGUUUUCAAAAAAAGACCAAAUAAUGCUCAUUGGUAUUUGAUAGCAACAAUACUGGCUGGAUUUAUAUCAAACAUUUGUUAUUUGGGUGAACAAAGUAUAGGAUUCCAGUUUAGCCAAAAAGUAUAUCAUUGGAGUGCUGAACAAAUCGGAAAUUACGGUUCCAUUGUCAUUGUUUUCCCUGCUCUGGGUGCAUUUAUUGGUCCUCCACUAUUCAUUCAUAAAAUGAAUCUUCAUGAUACUUCAUUGGCCAUAAUUGGUAUUGUUUCAAUAAUGGUUGCUUUUAUCAGCAAAGGUUUUAUCCUCAGUCCAGUAGCCUUCUUCUUCUCCAUAUUUGGUUCUUUUGCUGGUGUUAUAUUUGUUGCUGAUCGAUCAAUCAUUUCACGUUUGAUUCAUAAAGACGAGAUUGGACAAAUCUACGCAUUUUCAUCAGCUAUUGGCGGAUUCGCUCCAACAAUUUCAUCAGUGUUUUACAGCAAAGUAUUUACAGCAACAUUGAGCUCUAAUCCUGGUCUUGUGUACAUAAUUACUGGUUUAUUUUUCUCUAUUCCUUUAGCUAAUGCUAUUGUACUCAAUAUAAAAAAGCAGAAAUGGGAUUUAGUUUUGAUUGCUGAAAAGGAAAAGGAAAGUCAAGCAAACAAAAUUGAACUUACAUCUAAAAAAUAACGGAAUCAAUUCACUGGAUACUUCCUUACAUUAAUAUUAGGUUGAUAACCGGCAUCGCAAAUGGCAUCGAUAAUUCGUUGCCAUCUUUCCGUUAAUAACAUAAUUUCAAUGCGAAGUAGAUGUUAAAUAUCUUCACUAAGUCUUCAUUCAAAACAGCUCUAAUCACUCAUAUCUUGCAAAUAAUUCAACCAAAAUUUUAUGAUGCUUCAAUUAUACAUAAAAACCCUUUUGUGUCAAUUUUUGUAACAUGAAUUAAUAUAAUAACAUUUCACAUUGUGAUAUAUCAAUAACUGGAUAAAGAUGAAGAAUUAAACUCUACUGAUUAAUUGUAAUAAAUGUCCAAUCAAACAAGUGAAUUGAUACACUUAAAAAAAUGAGAUCAAAUAUACUGUUAAGGAAUAUCUAUUCUAACAAUUUGUAAGUGUUCAAAGAUGAGGUAAAGAUUGAUUGAAAAGCUAUUUUUAAGUGAAAAAAGCUUCAUUUCUCAAUUCAGAAAGUUCAACAAGUGAAACUCUUUUUUAUAUAAAACUUACUGCUAACCGUUUGAACAAUAUAUUUCACUAAACCUAAAUCACGAUGACACUUGUUCAAUCAAAAGUAAACUCUUUUUUGUUUGUAAGUCAAUCAAUCUAAAACUAACGUGAUUCUUUCUUUAGACCAAACCUUAAUUUACUCCUUAUUUACUUA